This is a messenger RNA of Thrips palmi, 5898 nucleotides long. It is a transcript of the gene Galphas, whose product is annotated as guanine nucleotide-binding protein G(s) subunit alpha. Gene Ontology annotation, molecular function: G protein-coupled receptor binding; G-protein beta/gamma-subunit complex binding; GTP binding. The record is from RefSeq and is a predicted model, not a curated record. The coding region runs from base 295 to 1434 and encodes 379 amino acids. Gene Ontology annotation, cellular component: heterotrimeric G-protein complex. The transcript is spliced from 10 exons. NCBI's taxonomy places the organism in Eukaryota, Metazoa, Arthropoda, Insecta, Thysanoptera, Thripidae. Gene Ontology annotation, biological process: sensory perception of chemical stimulus; adenylate cyclase-activating dopamine receptor signaling pathway.
CCCAUAGUGCACCUGUGCACACCCUUGGCAGUGAAAUGCAAGGCGUAAGCCUGGCGUAAGCGUAAGGCGUUCUCGCUGAGGGUGAGGGGGAUAUAUCGAUAAACUAACAAGUUUCUAUGAUUUGGCGAUGGCAAGGAAACUCGGGAUCCGCUCCGCGUUAACUAGAUAGGAGUGUCGUGCAUUGUUAGUGAUAAAAUCGCCUACAAAAUAGGGACUUCGGCCGCGGGCGACGGGCAGCGCGAUCCUUAUCAGUGCUGCUUGGCCACCAUAUUUCUCGAGAUCGGGCCCGAUGUCAUGGGUUGUUUUGGAAGUGCGAGCUCAAAGGCGGACCAAGAAGAAAGUAAACGACGGAAGGAAGCCAACAAAAGGAUAAACCAACAAAUACAGAGGGACAAACAGGUGUACAGAGCCACACAUAGGCUCUUGUUGCUCGGUGCUGGAGAGUCUGGUAAAAGUACUAUUGUAAAGCAGAUGCGGAUACUUCAUGUCAAUGGCUUCAGUCCAGAAGAAAAAAUGCUUAAAAUAGAAGAUAUAAAAAAGAAUAUACGAGAUGCAAUAUUAACGAUUACGGGUGCUAUGAGCACACUGACUCCACCCAUUUCUUUGGAGAAACCUGAGAAUCAGAGCAGGGUUGACUACAUUCAAGACGUCGCAUCACAGCAUGACUUCGAUUACCCACCAGAAUUUUAUGAACACACUGAGAUUUUAUGGAAGGACAGAGGUGUCCAAGCAUGCUUUGAGAGAUCUAAUGAGUAUCAGCUCAUUGACUGUGCAAAAUACUUCCUAGACCAAGUGCAUAUAAUCAAACAACCUAACUAUACUCCCUCAGAGCAGGAUAUUUUAAGGUGUCGUGUCCUCACUUCUGGUAUCUUUGAGACCAGGUUUCAGGUGGACAAAGUAAAUUUUCAUAUGUUUGAUGUUGGAGGUCAGCGUGAUGAACGUCGUAAAUGGAUCCAGUGCUUUAAUGACGUCACCGCUAUCAUCUUUGUUACUGCAUGCAGCUCCUACAACAUGGUUCUAAGAGAAGACCCAACACAAAAUCGAUUGAGGGAGUCUCUAGACCUCUUUAAGAGUAUCUGGAACAACAGGUGGCUGCGAACAAUCUCUGUGAUUUUGUUCCUAAAUAAACAAGAUCUGUUGGCAGAGAAAAUCAAGGCAGGAAAAUCUCGCUUGGAGGAAUAUUUUGCAGAUUUUUCACGCUAUCAGACUCCUGGGGAUGCAACGUCAGAGCCCUCAGACCACCCAGAAGUGGUUAGGGCUAAGUACUUCAUCAGGGACGAAUUUUUGCGCAUUAGCACAGCAAGUGGGGAUGGUAAACAUUAUUGUUAUCCACACUUCACCUGUGCUGUGGAUACAGAGAACAUCCGCCGAGUGUUCAAUGACUGCCGCGACAUCAUACAACGUAUGCACCUACGACAGUACGAGCUAUUGUGAUGGCCCGCAACCUCAGUGCUGCCUGUGAAUGCUAGUGAACUGAAUGUACGUACGUAUGCAUGUGUCUUGAUGGUUUUUCUUUGUUGUCCUAAUUUCUCUCAAAAUUUAGGUUACCGUGAUCAAAUGUGAUGUCAUCAAUUCAAAAUUAAUACCUGAUCAAAGUUGUUUUUUUUUUCUUUUUCAUUUUCUCUAGUCACAGUGUUUAUAGUACUGUUUUAUGUUUUCUGGGGAAGGGGUAUGAAUGAAUCAAUCAAUAAAUGUUGUAUCUAUUCAUAUGUAUACAUGUACGUGUACUACUAUACCUGAAGCUUUGGUAUGGGUGUACAUGUAUAUGUAUAUGUAAAUAUGUGUGUAAGUAAAAUGGUAUUUUGUGUGUCUGCUUGUGUGCCACACUGAAGUGUGAAUGUGACAUAUAAGAACAAAUUGUAUUGAGUUUGAGAAUGUGUGAUGUAUGUGAUGAAUUAACCAUCGAUGGAGAGUGAAAUGAUUUUAAACAGGCAGAGAAAGAGAUGGGCUGGCCUGAUGUUUUGGCAGGCAGCGAUAGGAAGAACCAAAGUGUAUAUAAGUCUUACCUCUUGUAAUGUGAAUGUGUGCACAUUGGCUGGACUGUUCUCUUGUUAUCUGUAUUUGUAUGUUUAAUUUUCAUGUCUAUUUAUUUUAUCUUGCACAAAAAUUGAAACAUCACAAAUAUUUAAUGAAGUAGUGUUCCUUGAUAUACCUAGCCAGGGUUCAACAUAGCAAGCAUUUGCGUGGUCAAAGCAUGAUUGGCAUGAACACAAGCUGUUCUCUAACCUUUAAUCUGUGCCAGAAACAUGCUUGCGCAUUUUCCCCCCUGUAAUUAUUUUAAAGUGACUUUGCUGAUGAACAACAUUUUUUUAAACUAUAAGUUUUUUGUAGGUCUGCCCUGGUAGAACAAAAAGUCAAGGUUCUUUUGCCAAUUAAACCUGCAUUUGUAUUCGCACCUCGAAUUCAGCAGAACUCAGCCAAGCACAAAAUUUGGAAUCAUCUGUUCUUUCUUGAUCUUCGUUUAUUGUUUUUUGACAUUUGAAUAUUGUUAGAUUGUGAUGUGUCAAGAACUGUGUUUGCCUUUAAUGUUGUCAGGGAUUUAGUCACAACUAAUGCUUCAAGGAGUGAUGUUUGAACAAAGAUUUGCAAUAAUUGAAGAUUUGUUAUUCUAACAUCUGUUUUUUACAUGGAGCAGAUCUUUUUUUUUUUUAAUUGAAAGACUUUUGACCUUUUGAGGGUCAGUUUCAUGGUUGUCAUUCAGACAAAGCAUUGUUAUCUGUUGAAGGUGUGCGUCAGUUUCAUCUUUUCCCUUUGAUUUUAAAUUACUCCUUUUAAAAAUUAAUCAGCACUGUAUCACAAAUUUAUCAAAAUUGUUUUCAUUUGAAACUUGCCAGCUCUUAUUGUGCCAUCCCUCAUCAACUGAUGUGAGAUUUAUAGUGAGCAAGUUUCAAUGCCAGGUCUAUGUAAGGAUGUAACACGCAACCAGUAAACACGACAGAGAAGCAAGGCUGGACCAAACUUCAUUAAAUAACUUGUCCUAAGGUAACAUCUGUAUUAUUAGUCACCCUGCUUUAUUGUAUUGGUAAUUGCAGCAAUCCAAAUUCCACUUUUGGAUGCUGUCAUUAUUCAGUUUGUUCCUGUGUGUUAAUCAGUGCUAAUUCAACUUCCAUUUAGUAUAUAAAAGCUCAAUAUAACAAGGCAGUACUAACUUUUUGGUUUUCUGCAUUGCACAGUAGCUCAAUCAGUGCCAAACUGGGGGUUCUUAUCCUUACCUUUUGAGCUUUCAGUUUUAAAUAUCUGCAUUCUCAGUUUGACUUUGAUUUUUUAAGAAUCAUAAUUUUUCUUGUUUGAUUUCUGUUCUGAGUGGACCACAAUGCACACCUCAUUGUCCAGGCUUUCACCACAAUAGUUCAGUCAUUGUAAAAUUUUCUUUUCUUCUAGUUCUGAAGUCAUUGAAGUCACUUUUUUAAAAAUCUUAUUUUAACUGACUUAUUCUUGAAAAUUUUUGUUUGUCAUUAACCAUUCAUCUAAAAACAAUCUGAGGAAAUUUUCAAUUUGAGUUAUAGAAACGAUUUUCUUGUUGCCUGAACUCUCUCCGUCCUUAAGUCGUCUGUGUGUGUGUGAGAUUUAAGCCAUCAUUCAUUCUGAUGCAUUAAUUUUAUCUUCCUGUGUAACAAUGAAUAUUUAUUGCAAUGUGGGAGGGAAGGAACAUGAGGAGACAUUUUCAUUGGCAUAUUUUCAACAUGGUACUGUUGAAAAUGCUGUUUUUAAUUUUUCUUUUUUCUUUUUGAAAAAAAUUUGUUUUAAAAUGUUUAUACUUUUUUUUGAAGGAUUGUAUCUUCUGAUAUGUGCUAGAAUAUGAGUACUCAGGUCUAAAUGAGAGUAAUGCUCUUCGGUGCAACUACUAGCAAUAAUUAUAAAUCCAAAUUGUAAAUUUGUAAUUGUAGCCCUUCUGAGUACUGAUGCAUUUGUCAUUGCAUCUUGUAGUUGAAGUGAUCGUACCUUGAUGUUUAUCCUAAUUGCUCCUCUUCAAUUUGCUCUUACAGACUUCCAAUUCAUGUUGUGAGUAUUUGGUCUGCUUUUCUUUCUAAAAGUUACCUAAAAUCACUGUGCUUGUAAUGUUGAUUGUGAUUAUGAACUUAAAAAGUAGGCGUUACCCUGUUUUGUUUAUCCCUAUCCUGAGGGUUUAUGUAUUAAGAGUACAUACAUCAUGGAAUACAUCCUUUUAAAAAAUGUAUACUUUUUAUAGAACAGAUACCUUCUGUUUUUGUGGCGGUAUUGAAAUAAUAGGCAAUGAUGAUAAAUGAUGAUUCUCUGCAUUGAAUUGGCAAUUUUAAUAUUAUUAAGGUGAAGCCACAACACAUUCCAGUUCAACAGAAAGGCUUGUGCUUGAACGUGAAACUUGUGGCAUUUGUACAACAUAACAUACUCAUAAUGCAAACCAUGUACCUUCUGUUAGAGUUCAUGUUUCUAAAAUGAUUCAUCCCAUUCUCUUGCAUGUUGUGAAUCUGUACAGUACUUAGUAUUACUUAUACUAUCUUGAUGUGAAUUGUCUUCAGUCUAGGUCCCGUAUGUGAGGUCAGCCCUGGUAUUCAUGAGCUUUUUUGGGGGCUAUACUUGCGACUCGCCAAGCUUUCCUAUAUUUCAUGGAUGUUUGUAUUAGUGAAAUUGGGGCAAAAUUUCUGAAAUCAUUUGUUCUUCACAUUAGCAUGUGCCUGGAAAACUUCAUUUUUCCUUCAUUGUAAUGAAUUUCAGUCGUUUCUAAAAGUGAAGUUUCAUGUGAUAGAAUGUAUAUUGUCUCAUAAGAUUCUUUAUGUGGUUUUUAUCACACUAAAUUUAUUUAUUGUCUAUCAUAAAGUUGAAAUGAAUUUUUAUCAGCCCUGUGGAAUAGUUUCUCUUUUGUCAGAUUCAUGCCAAAGGUCAAUAUUUAUAGCACAAACAUUAUAGGUCUGCGUUUAAGUUUGUAUUGUUAUUUUUAUCAUCUUCAUUAUCAUUCUCAUCUUUGUUAUUAUUAGUAUUAUAUCUUUUAUUUUUUAUCAUUGUUAUUUGUCAUCACGUUCACAUCAGUCAUUCAUCUUUCUAAGAGACGUCCUCGAUUCACCAAGGUUCGACAAGUUAAUAAAUGCUAUAAAACCUCUGUAGGAGCCCUGUGACAAAACAGAAGACUUAAUUGAGACUCUGGUACUACUUCCAGGUGUUUAAUGAACUUCCUUCAUUUGAAUGGUGAUUGUAUAAUUUCUUUCCUUUUUAAAUUUUUUACUGUCACCAUUGAAUUUUACAGACUUUUGUUAGGAAAAGAUAUUACACUAAGCUGCUAAUUUGGAGGAUUUAAAAAAAAAAAGGGUUUUCUGUUACAGUAGGAAAAAAAUGUCAUUGGGGUAGGGGUUUCUGCAAUGAAUUCAUUGCAUGACAUUAAAGAUUUCAACCCAUGGACCUGCAUGCCCUUUGUGUUUCUAAGGUCUGUGGUGUAUUGCUUCUUUUGUUACUAUUUUGCUCUUGUUUUCUUUAGUUGUCAUGACUUAAUUGUUGUGAAUCUCUGGUCGUGUGAAGACAUGUUACCAGGAAGGACAAAAAGUUGAGGACUCUUGAGAGCCCCAAGUGUUAAAUUCGUGAGAAAGAGCAUAGAGUUCCUUGAAAUUAUUUAACAUUUGGUCCCUAUUGUACUUUGAUGUGAUGAAGGACUUCUCUGAACAAAAUGUCACUAUCUGACGUAAUUAUUAUUUCUAUACUGUUGCAGUAUGUGUUGUCAUUUUACAUUACUAAAGUUGUCUCAUAAGAUACAUGUGAAAGCAUUGUGUCAAAGAUAUCCUGCCGGAUGCAUUUAUUGCAUAAGGCUUUUUCAAAAAAAAAUAUUAUUUUACGUUAUUGCAUUGUGAGAGUUUUCUUAACCGUUGCUUGGUGUGCCAUGGUUCAUGCGUUGCAAACAGAGUGAAUAAAGAGCAUUGUGUGCAUAAUUAA